This is a messenger RNA of Chelmon rostratus (copperband butterflyfish), 5788 nucleotides long. RefSeq names its product thrombospondin type-1 domain-containing protein 1. Gene Ontology annotation, cellular component: cell periphery. Bases 235 to 3093 code for a protein of 952 amino acids. The transcript is spliced from 9 exons. The record is from RefSeq and is a predicted model, not a curated record. Lineage: Eukaryota; Metazoa; Chordata; Actinopteri; Chaetodontiformes; Chaetodontidae.
UGCCUGUUAAUCCUCCCAGGCAGGAAUGUAAAGGGUGGUGGUGGAAGAAGUAUUUGGAUCUUUUACUUACUCAGGAGAAAUGUGUUAGCAGCGCAUGGAGCGGCCGUUACCGGGCUCUGUUUGUUGGAUAACUGCAGCGGAAUAAUGCCGCGCCGAGUCGACAAGACAUAGGUCAGGGGUGGUGGAAGAGGACGGUCAUGCGGUGUAGGAGGAACCAGAGGCACGGACAUCGGAAUGCCUCAGGCUGUCUCACUGCUGCCCUUUCUGCUGGCGCUCAUGGGAUACGCUUUUGCAGGGCUCAAUAUCUGGCCCUCCUUCCACGUUGCCCUAAGCAACGCCAGUGUAUUUGUGGACUACAGCACAAAAUCCAACAGCAGUGCUGUCCGCAGCACCAGCCUCUCUCUAGUCAACACGGAAACCAACACCACCCUCCUGACCAGGACUCUUCCCGACGACCAAUCGACCGGUAGGGUGGAGUUCAACUGCUCUUGCUUCCUGUAUGCAGGAACUUUCCGGUUCCUGCUGAGGCAGACCAGCAUCUCUGCUGCACCUCGUGCUAAUGGCACAGAGGACAGCAGCGUGGAGAGCACUGCCUGGUGGUGGAGUUCGGAACUGCAGGUGCAGUGGCCCACCUUUCACAUCGCUGUGGAGAGGGCCGGAAACCACUCAGGAUCUUUUCAGGUUGGGAUAUCCACCAAUGAACAUUUUCAGGCUUGCUCCAGCGGCAUUGAGUCUGCUCUCUUCCUAGAGGUCAGCUACAUGGAGUACAACCAAAUAGGGCGAAACAGCAUCGACAAGGUCCGAGCCCGCACGCGACACCCGAUCAAACCCCUCCGCUCCCAGAAUAUCGAGCUGGCCUGCGCCUUCCCUUUCACAGAAAGAGACUUCAUACGAGUGGCCCUGCGGUCUCCUCAUGCAGCACAGGAUGUGAAGAGCUCUGGAGCUCUCUACCUGUCUCGUAUCUUCUCCUACAAGCUGCUGGUGGAAAAUGGCAACGCUUACAGGAGUGGUUGUGAAGGGACCAUGACUGUCAGACUGAUAACUCCACCUUGUGCUCACAUCAAUGGGAAAGUGUUGCUGUAUAAGGAAGCAGGUGUUGGAAGAGGGGUUGCCGUUUCCUCUGGGAUGGGAGCAGGUGGAACAGCGCUGCUGGGGUUCGGACCAGAGGAGCCCUCUUCUCCUCCCUUGGCCUUUAACUGGCUGACUCAGGGAGAGAAUGAGACAGAAUUCAACUGCUCUGUGUUUUACCCGGGAAGGAAUAAGUACUGCUUUCGCUUUGUUUUCAACUUCAGUCGCUCGCCGAGUCCUGCACAGACCUGUUUGGUGGUUCACAGGAGCACAGAGUCAUGGGGCCCGUGGCAGCCGUGGAGCUUGUGCAGUGUGAGCUGUGGAGAGGGGGUGAGGGAAAGAGUGCGUGAGUGUUUGCUGCCCUCAGGUGUGGGAGGGAUGCAGUGCACUGGCAUGGUGAAGGAACAGUCCAUGUGCUCUCUGGAGGACUGUGUCGUGCUGCCUGCACCUUCUCCAUCCCUCCCCCCUGCACCUGUCGGAGUUGCACCCCUAGGUGGUAACAUGGUCGUGGUGGUUGGUAUCUCCCUUUGCCUGGCUGUGAUUCUGGCCACCGUUGUGGUGACUGUGUGGAGGAAGCUUUGCCAGACCCCGCAGUGCAGCUCUGUCCGCAGAGGGUCCAUGCAUUCCCCUGGAGGACGCAAGCUCUCCGACGAGGCCUCCAUUUGUGGUCACAGCCUCCAGAGACCCAGCCUGUCCGACGGCCAUGGCCCACUUGGGGGUGUAGCCCAGAAAGACACUCCUGUCCUUGGCAGUCAACCUCUCCCCCAUACCCUAGUGAUACCUGUCUCACAGGACCCAGAGAGGCUGUCCCCCACAGGUCAGAAGAUGUUACCAACAAUAUUUGGGUACCGGCUGGCUCAGCAGCAGCUGAAAGAGAUGAAAAAGAAGGGGUUGAAGGAGGCCACACAGCUGUACCACGUCUCUUCAAGCCCAGUCCACGACACCUUGUUGGAAACAUCUGCUUCACCUACCACCUCCCCCAUCCCUACACCAACUGGAUUCGCUCAUCCCGUACUCCCUUUGGGCCUCCAGGACGACGCCGACCACAACCAUUUUCGUAUUGCAGCUCCCUUUUCUGAGCCCCCGGCGCAGAGUUCUGGGGUCACGUCAGACAGACUGAGUCCCAGAGUGGAGCUGGUCUUAGGUCCUCAUGCCUCUGCUCAUGCGAGUGGUGGCAGCUCAAAAUGGAGUGACCGCACCGCGGACUGGGUGGAGAUGGUGGAGAGGAGCGGGCUAGCAGGCUUCAGAGGAGGAGGAGAUGCAGGGAUGGGAAACUCCUGCCAUAAGAAUCCAAAUUUCCGCCGGACCUCCAGUUUUAAUGACACCAAACCCCAGCCUCCACCCUCUGCACAUUCUAGACAUUUCAGAGAAAGGAGCAUGACCCAGGUGGGAUCUCGGACCCUUCCUGAAGGCAGCUGUUGGACCAAAGGAGGAUGGGAGAGGCAGCCAUACCGCUCCUACCCCAUUCCAGAGCAUGGGGCCUCAGACUGGACUAAAUCCAGACCUCAGAGAAGUGACCAGAGGAGGCCCUGGAUGAAGACAGCUGUUUCUUCUCACAACAGUGAACUUAAGCACACAGGGACCAGCACAGACAGCAUUUCAGCAUAUGGAAAACACGCUAAGGCAGACCUCAGUGGCAACGUGGAAAGGAAAAGGAGCGGUGAGACAGGAGUUGGAGCGGGAAUCUCAGGAAUUGGGGGUCCAUCCACGGGGCCCAUCAGCCUGAGUGUGGAUCGAGCAGAGCGGGCAGAGCAGAACUGGAACCGUCGUGGCCCAUCGCCGAUCCAGAGGAACAUCUUGGCCCGGAAGUUAAAGGAGGCUCAGUCCUGCUCUGGGUUCAAGGGGCGGCAGCGCAGCUCCACCUUUAGCGUUUCAUCCUCGGAGCAGAGGAAAGGUCGCUGCCGCUCUCUGCCGAUGUCUGGAGACUACGGCAGCAGCGGCAGCUCGCCUUACAGGUUGAGUGAGGCAGAGCAGAGGAUGUUGGACCUAGAUCUGUCCUCAGCGUAUACAGGGGAGGAGGAGUAGACCACACAGAUUUGUAGUACUACACCAGGAAGGACUUGCCAUUUCUUUCAAACCUAAAAACCUCUCUGCUACAUCUGUGACUUCAACCUAAACACAAACACACAUAUCAAUGAAGAUUAUAUUGUAUGUUGGAUAUUUAAGAAGUUUGAGAGAGUGAAUUACAUUACAUUUGUUCACUGUAAUUGUGUUAAUUUUUCACAUUUUGAUAGGCAUUAUGUUUGAACAUAUUUUUGAUUCACUCAGAGUUUGACUGUUCUGUUUGUAGGUUUCACUGUAUGUCAGCUGCUGGUACAGUAUUUACCAUAAUCAAGCCCGUUGACAGGGGGGGGGGCAACCGGGUAUGUUGUCCCGGGCCUCAGGACCAUAGGGGCCCCUGAAUGACCCUUAAUUUAUUUUAAGGGGUGCUUGGGGGGCCCUAUGAUGGUCUCUUGUCCCAGGGCCCCAGCAAGUCUGUUGACAGCCCUGACCAUAAUAAGUCAUAUGUCUAUAUGCACUGUUUAACACAAACCCUAUCAAUGACAGUAUAUACAAUACACUACAGAAGACGGGUUAGUCUUAUUGUUCUACACUGCCGAAUGUGCUGCUUUUAUCAUGCUGUGAAGGCCCAUUGUACAAUACUGUGGUGUAGUGAGACCCUCUCUCACUAUGAUUUAAUUCAUUGUUCUAAUUUGCAUGUAUAAUAUAAGCAAUGCCAAGCAUUUUUCUUGUAUUUUCUGCACAGAGCAGUAGUACGCAGUAGUACGCAGUUGUUGCAACUAGGACAGUCAAACAUGAACACCAGUGAGGCAUUGUGGCUGAGAUGCUGUUUGUUUUUAUUUUUUGAGUAAGAUGAUACACUUUAUAGAAAGGAUGCUUACUUUGAGAACAGAAGAUACUGUGCUAUUGCAAGUUGAUAAUAGUUUCAACUGAUGACGCAAAGGGAGAAAUUAAAAUACGAAGAGUGUAAACAUGCCUUUGCCCUCAUUCACCCAGCCUGGUUUUUACAUUUCCCCCGCUCCACUGCCCAUGGUGUCCAAGAAAACCAAAGGCCGCACCUUCAUGGUGGUGUGUCUAAGGGAAUACCACAGGCCUUUCCAGGUCCCCCACACCACACCGUUGUCAUACUGGCCCUUGUACUUCCCUGUGCGGUAGAACUUCCCAUUUAAGUUGGCUGCAUGACACCUGCAGACAGUACAAAUUGAAGUGAUUCAACCUCCAUCUAUUUUUAAAGGUCCUGCAUUUUCUGUGGUCCACAAGUUUUUUUAAACGAUAACAUAAUAUAUGAGAAAGAACUGUGGUAUGGUAAUGAUAAUACACACUUAUUUGAAAGGUCUCACCUGUUGAACCACCAUCCUGCCUUAUUCUCCUGAGCACAGCUGCCCUGAAUGUAGCGAUCAUUGUCCUGUCAAAGCAUCACCAUCGUCAGUGUUACCACUGUCAAAAUGCCACCUUAGAUUGGUAUAAAGGGAUAUAUUACUCACCUGAUCUCUGGUGCUGAACUGCAUACCGCUGAGGCAGGCGGACCAGUGCUCCACCACCCCCCCACCACCAGUCAGAGCGUCCCCAGCUUGCCCACUAUACAGCUCAUACUGGAGGCGAUACUUGUCCUGGAAUAGAUAUUAAUGCAAUCCUAUAUUAAUAAUGUUUUUUUUUUGGAAUCGCAGUUACUUUUGAGAACUGUAAAACUGAUCUUACAGCCUCAUCUGUGAUCCUGAAGUUCUCAUAAAAUGCGUAAUUUCUCUUUCCAUCCCAGUCCAUUAGAUCUAUCUUCACCAGGUUCUGACCUUCAGGGCAAAGACGUGUAUGCAUGAGAAAAAAGCAGCCAACCAGGGAGAACAUUUAGACCCUGUAAGCCUAUCAAAAAAAUAAAACACCACUUGUAAAAAAUGAGAUGCAAAUUAGUGAUUCUGGGAUUUUAAUGAUAUCCUACCUUCUGAGAGUAGAGAAUAAAUGUGCUCAUUCCCCAACCAAAACUCAUCAUUCCACAGUUUCAAGUCACCAAAGCCAUCUCUGUAGUCCACCCAGUCUCUGAAAUGAGAAUUGGGUAGAUAUUUAGGCUUUGCAAGGUUUUGGAGACUGGGUAUUUUCACAUAUGCUAUACAUGGCUACUGCCUCUGAUUAAAUACCUGUUGAAAUCAACUUUUCCGUGCCGACGUUUCUGAAACACUGUCCAUCCUCCUCCAUCUUUCAUGUCACAGUAGACCAAAAAAGGCUCCUGGUGUGAUUUGGGUCUGAUGCGGUAAAAACCGCUUGGUGGUCUCAGUCUGUCAAACAGCUCAGAGCAGUCUGGGAAGAAAUGAAAAAUCUUUACAGAUUGCUGAUUAUCACCCUCACCAUUACUUAAUUCACGUUAAAUGACGUGCAAAUCUCAGUGAAUAUGAAUAUUAAUUAAUUCCCAGAAUCCUUUCAUGCACCGCAGGCUCCAAACCAAAAUGUUACUAUAAAUAAACACUCAAACACUUAUAUGAUAUGAUGUGAGCUAUUCUUACCUUUGUCGUGGACAAUUAAACUGCCUGCUGGUGGAAGUGGUUUCAUCAGUGUCAUAUCAGAGCUGUCUAAUGUUCCACUGCUGUUGUGGUUUACAGCGGGGCCUGCGUCAGUUUCAGGUUUAGUAUUAGGUGCAGCGGAUUGAAAUGGCUUGAAGUAUUUGUGCAUCUGCAAGUGCUCCACCUGCCAAGUCCCAAUCAAGAGCUUAUUCUCCAGUUUCCUGAUGCUG